Messenger RNA from Hyposmocoma kahamanoa, 1632 nucleotides. It is a transcript of the gene Hsp70-14, whose product is annotated as heat shock 70 kDa protein 14. The transcript has a single exon. Bases 170 to 1591 code for a protein of 473 amino acids. Gene Ontology annotation, cellular component: nucleus; cytosol. NCBI's taxonomy places the organism in Eukaryota, Metazoa, Arthropoda, Insecta, Lepidoptera, Cosmopterigidae. Gene Ontology annotation, biological process: protein folding. The record is from RefSeq and is a predicted model, not a curated record. Gene Ontology annotation, molecular function: ATP-dependent protein folding chaperone; ATP binding.
AUUGUGUAUAACCUCAGCUACGACCUCAGGUGUAAUCUUUUAUUUUUCUGUAAAUUCACACUAAUUUCAAGGAUAAUAAUUGUCAGUGACGGAAUCUGCUUUACAUUUGGAUUUGACAAUACAGUUACGAAUUACGCGCAUUGAGUAAAACUUGUAUAUUAACAUUAACAUGUCUGUAGCUUACGGCAUCCAUUUAGGAAAUAGCUCCGCGUGUCUGGCUUCUUUUACCAAUGGAACUGCAUCCGUAAUUGCUAACGAUGCAGGUGACAGGGUCACACCGGCCAUAAUCGCUCUUAACGGCUCCGAGUGGGAAAUAGGCCUUCCCGCUAAAUCUGGACAGCCCAACUCGAAAUCUAUUAUAAAACACAAUAAACGGCUUAUGAAUUGUGAUUUCAAUGAAGAAGACCUUGCCUAUGUUGAGAGCUCAUCGUCUUGCCGCAUCCAAAACGACGAUAAAUUAGUAUAUGAAUUUGAAACAAGUGAGACUACAUUCUACUCCAACCCAGAUAAUAUUACCACUAAGAUAUAUUCAAAACUAUACACCAUAGCUAGUCAUUCUAUGAGGAAUGAAGACGAUUUGAAGUUGGUAUUAGCUGCACCACUAAAUUGGACCAAUGAGAGCCGUAACCGUCUAGUAAAAUGUGCUGAAUUGGCUGGUUUUGAUGUGCUGCAAGUUAUCAGUGAACCAGCUGCUGCUCUACUGGCUUACAAUGUUGAAGAGACAGAAGAAGAUCUAAAUGUUCUUGUAUACAGACUGGGUGGUUCCACCUGCGCUGUUUCAAUAGCUAAAGUCUCUGGAGGUUUUAUAACGAUUGAAAAGAACAUUUUCCGUUCAGAUUUGGGUGGUCAGUGCUUGACGAAAGACUUGGCUGACUACAUAGCUCAGGAAUUUAAACAAAAAUGGAAAUUGGAUCCACAAGAAAGUCGCAGAGCGAUGGCUAAACUUCUGCAGCAUGCUGAUAACUGCAAACAUGUUCUGUCCACUCUGAAUUCAGCACAUGUAUUCAUUGAGUCUCUAUUAGAUGGUGUAGAUUGGAGCCAAAAUGUGUCCAGAGCGAGAUUCGAAAAUAUUAUUUCCUCAAAAAUAUCUGCAUACAUAGAGCCAGCACAGAAAGUGCUUGAAGGUUUUGAAGAAAAAAUCCACAAAAUUGUCCUCUGUGGAGGAAGCAUGAAGAUCCCAAAGCUACAGUCUGCUAUUGCCAAUUUACUACCUGAUGUUGAAGUGCUUUCUGGUAUUAACCCUGAUGAAGUUAUAUCUAUUGGCUGUGCUCGGGAAGCUGGACUGCUGCUUGACAUCCCAGAAUUUUCUUUGCAGGAUUUGAACACUGAAGUAGAAUUCCUAGCAAAAAAUAUUUAUGUUAAAUACUUAGACCAAACUGUGCAAAUGUUCAAAGAAGGUACACCUCCCUUUACUCAAAAUACCUGUAGUAUUGAAGCAAGCAUGGAUCUCAAGGAUAUUAACUUUUCAUUGCAUGAUGGCCCAGAUGGCGAACAAUUAGCAUUUGAGACUUUUAAUGUUGAAAAUUUGGCUAAACCUUUUACGCUAAAAGGUACAUUACAACAAUCAAAGAUAUUGUUACAGGUUGAGUAGGUAAUAUUUAUGUCCCAUGAGAUAAUUUAAUAAAGAUUUUA